This is a messenger RNA of Alternaria atra, 1269 nucleotides long. RefSeq lists its product as uncharacterized. The coding region runs from base 1 to 1269 and encodes 422 amino acids. Gene Ontology annotation, molecular function: DNA-binding transcription factor activity, RNA polymerase II-specific; zinc ion binding; RNA polymerase II cis-regulatory region sequence-specific DNA binding. Gene Ontology annotation, cellular component: chromatin. Lineage: Eukaryota; Fungi; Ascomycota; Dothideomycetes; Pleosporales; Pleosporaceae. The record is from RefSeq and is a predicted model, not a curated record. The transcript has 4 exons. Gene Ontology annotation, biological process: DNA-templated transcription; regulation of transcription by RNA polymerase II.
AUGCAGCCUUCCAGUAACCAGGCGAACCACGAUGCGAAUAGUCAGCUAUUCGAAGGCGACAUGGCACUCUUCGGUAUCUUCUCGGAUCUCUUCAUGGACACGGGCACAGACAUCUGUGCUUCUACACCAACGGCACCUGCAAGACCUCAGACAGCGCCCAUUCUCCAAUCCAGGGUCGACGAACUUUCUUCUCGGCUUUUUUCGUACAGCGAAACACGUCGAACAGUCAGAUUGAAUCAAAACGAUGUCUUUCCUGUGAACGCCGCAAAAACAGUUUUUACUGCGGAAAACUUUGAGGAAUGUGCCUGGGCUUAUUUCACCGUCUUCCAUCCCCAACAGCCUCUCCUUCAUUGGCCAACAUUCGAUAUGCACAACGCCCCGCUACCCUUGUUGCUUGGUGUAGUCUUUUGUGGAUCCGUUCAUUGCUCUCCGACGGAUGGUGCACUAUCCUCUCGUGCCUUUUUUGAUCUGGGUGAGGAGUUCAUCUUCGAACAACUACGUGAUGUAGUCGCCGCGAGACCUGAUCUCGGUACUGGUGGUCAUCGCGCACUGGAACAUGUGCAGGCCGCCCUACUCAUUGUGGCCUUGCAGAGUAGCUUCAACAGUGAAGCAGUCCGCCAACGCGUUCGGGUCUCAAGGCAUCCAGAGCUGACUGUCGCCAUAAGGACACUCAAGUUGCUCAGACCGAUGACUACCAACAGCUCUCACAACAAGGUAACUGAGUGGAAUGCAUUCAUCGCCGAAGAGUCUAGAGUGAGAAUUGUACACUUCAUGUGUGUCAUGGAUCACAUGAAUACCUUCUUCUUCAAUCUACUCCCGAAUUUGGCAAUAGGAGAAAUCCAUCCGCGGCUUCCUUGCAACGAUGCGCUCUAUGAUGCUUGGACGCCGGAAGAUUAUGAGCGAUCAUGCACCGAAUCGCUACGUCCAGUAAAUCAGAUACCAAGUAUCAAACAGUUGGUUGCUUUCUUGAUGGGCGAGGAUUGGACAGGGGAGAAAAAGAAUUCGCUUCUCAACGUCCUUGAGCUACGACAUCUCAUGAUCUGCAUAUUCGCGCUGCAUUCAAUCAUAUUUGUAUCGCGUGCCGCUCUUCUGAUAUCAUCGUCAUAUAACAACUUACUUCAUGCAACGCGUCGUUGGAAAGAGCUUUGGGAUACUUUGCACGCAAGACGCGAGGGUGAGCACAGGAGGUCGUUGGGAUUUAUUAGACACGGACUGGAGAUGUGGUGGGUUACGUGUAAAUCCUACAGACUCACUGGUGGAGUUGCAUGA